Messenger RNA from Lachnellula hyalina, 1089 nucleotides. It is a transcript of the gene atg3, whose product is annotated as Autophagy-related protein. The record is from RefSeq and is a predicted model, not a curated record. Gene Ontology annotation, cellular component: cytosol; cytoplasmic ubiquitin ligase complex. Gene Ontology annotation, biological process: autophagosome assembly; nucleophagy; autophagy of mitochondrion. Gene Ontology annotation, molecular function: Atg8-family ligase activity. The transcript has 3 exons. NCBI's taxonomy places the organism in Eukaryota, Fungi, Ascomycota, Leotiomycetes, Helotiales, Lachnaceae. Bases 1 to 1089 code for a protein of 362 amino acids.
AUGAACUUCCUCCAUAGCACCCUCGACAGAGUCCGGGAGUGGGCACCCGUCUCGCACACCUCCACCUUCCGUCAAAAUGGUCAGAUUACCCCCGAAGAGUUCGUAGCCGCCGGCGACUAUCUAGUCUACAAGUUCCCAACGUGGUCGUGGGCAGACGCCUCUCCGGAAAGCAAGCGCGUGGGCUACUUGCCUCCAGGCAAGCAGUUCCUAGUGACUCGAGGCGUGCCAUGUCAUCGCAGACUUGACGAUAACUUCGCGGGGGAUGCCGGACAGGAGGAGACGAUGGUGGGUGAUGGAGAAGACUUUAAGCUUGCCGGGGGGCCGCAUUCGCCUGGGGAUGAUGAGGAUGGAUGGCUGAGAACUGGGGGUUUGGGGGCGAGCCAGGAGGCAAGGGCGAGGGAUGUGAGGACUGUGGACGAGAGUGGAAAUAUGGGAGAGAGGGAAGAAGACGAGGAUGAGAUUCCAGACAUGGAGGACGAGGAUGAUGAUGAUGAGGCUAUUAUUCGAGAUCCUAAGGGCGAUGGAGCUGAUGCAUCUCGACGUACAUACACUCUAUACAUUGCCUACACUCCUUAUUAUCGCACUCCACGCCUCUACCUCUCCGGAUACCUCGCAAACUCACAACCUCUUACCCCGCAACUCAUGAUGGAAGAUAUCGUCGGUGACUACAAAGAUAAGACAGUUACCCUUGAAGACUUCCCCUACUUCAGCAACAACAUCAAGAUGGCAUCUGUACACCCAUGUAAACACGCCAGCGUUAUGAAGACCCUCCUCGAUCGUGCAGACGCCGCUCUCAAGAUUCGUCGAGAGAAGAUGCGCCAAGGAAAGAUUGCACCAGGCGCCAAAGAUGCUGGUAUGGAAGGACUGGUCGAUGACUUCAGCAAAACUGGUCUAAGCGGUGACAAAGCUCUUGUAGAUGGUAUGAAAGCUGGUGGAAAUGGCAAUGAUGAAUGGGAAGUCCUACAGCAUGAUCAGGAGGUCACGGAUGAGGAGGUUGCUAUUCGAGUGGAUCAAUAUCUGGUCGUGUUCUUGAAGUUCAUGGCAAGCGUCACACCAGGGAUCGAACAUGAUUUUACUAUGGGUGUCUAA